This is a messenger RNA of Neltuma alba, 1103 nucleotides long. Its product is annotated as dihydroflavonol 4-reductase-like. Gene Ontology annotation, molecular function: dihydroflavanol 4-reductase activity. The transcript is spliced from 6 exons. The coding region runs from base 1 to 1017 and encodes 338 amino acids. Gene Ontology annotation, biological process: anthocyanin-containing compound biosynthetic process. The record is from RefSeq and is a predicted model, not a curated record. Lineage: Eukaryota; Viridiplantae; Streptophyta; Magnoliopsida; Fabales; Fabaceae.
AUGGCUGCCUCGUCGGAAACCAUUUGUGUCACCGGAGCUUCUGGCUAUAUCGGUUCCUGGCUUGUAAUGAGACUCCUCGAACGCGGUUACACUGUUCGAGCCACCGUACUCGACCCUGAUAACAUGGAGGAGGUGAAGCAUUUGGUGGAAUUGGGAGGUGCUGAGAAACAGUUGAGUAUUUGGAAGGCAGAUCUAAGGGAGGAGGGAAGUUUUGACGAUGUCAUAAGUGGCUGCACCGGAGUUUUCCAUCUAGCCAACCCUAUGGAUUUCGAAUCCAAGGAUCCUGAGAACGAAGUGAUAAAACCAACAGUGAAUGGUCUAUUGGACAUUAUGAAAGCAUGCGUGAAGGCCAAAACUGUGAGAAGAUUGAUAUUUACAUCUUCUGCUGGAGCUGUGGACAUUUCAGAGCACCAGAAAUCUGUGUACGAUGAAACAUGUUGGAGUAACGUUGAAUUUUGUCGUAGAGAAAAGAUGACCGGUUGGAUGUAUUUCAUUUCAAAGACGCUGGCAGAGCAAGAAGGAUGGAAAUUUGCCAAACAACACAACAUCGAUUUCGUCACUAUUAAUCCUACUCUUGUGGUUGGCCCUUUCCUUGUCAAUUCAAUGCCUCCCAGUCUUACUACUGCUCUCUCUCUCAUCACUGGGAAUGAAGCACACUAUUCAAUCAUAAAGCAAUGUCACUUUGUUCAUUUAGAUGAUGUGUGUAUGGCUCAGAUAUUCUUGUUUGAGAAUCCAAAAGUCGAAGGAAGAUAUAUAUGCUCAUCCCAUGAUGCCAAUAUUUAUGACAUUGCCAGGCUGCUUAAUCAAAAGUACCCAGAGUACAAAGUCCCCACCAAGUUUGAGAAUAUGCCAGAUGAGCUGGAAGUCGUGCAAUUCUCUUCUAAGAAGAUAAAAGAUUUAGGGUUUCCGUUUAAAUACAACCUAGAGGACAUGUUCACUGCAGCCGUUGAUACUUGCAGAGAAAAAGGACUUCUUCCCAAGCCUACAGAAACACCACUUAAAGGUACCACUGACUAAAUGUAUUGUUCUGCUGGUUUAGGAUUUACAGCCUUGGCUCUUCAAUUUAGGCUUUUUUCCCCUAAAUUAUGAUUUUAGAUAUGUGU